AUGUGCCUCGCCGGGCUUCAAACGCUAGAUGAGCUGUCACUGGUGCAGUCAGCACUGCACACGCUUCGGUACCACCGCGGUCUGCGGCUGCAGCUGAUCCAGCAGCUGUGGGCGCAGCUGCAGUCAUCGGGGGCGACGGGGGCGACUCUAGCGGCGGCCGCGGAGGUCCACUGCGGCGAGCGCACCCCGCCACCCACGCCGUAUCCAUCCAGCCCGCCAGAGCCGUUGGCACCGGUCCAGGAGGUGGUGAGCGAAAGCGAGAUGCCCUCUUCUCCGCGCGCUAUCUCGACCGCCUCCAAGCCGCCCGCCGCACUCCCUUCCCCGACGUCCAGUGUGUCGUCGUCACCGCGGCUCGGCCUUGUCACUUUAGGUGACGCUGGCCCUACGCCGGGGGUCAAUGCGCUGCAGCUUCUCCAGAGGAGCACUCAGCAGGUGCUUGAGAGCGCGUGCCGGGGCCUGAUGGAGGGCGGCCAGGCGGGCGGCGUGCGCCGGCGCGGCAGGUCGUUGGUCCACGGCACCAGCGAGCACCGACACGAGCCGCUCUUCAGGCGCCGCUGUCACUACUGCGGUAAGAUUUUCGGAAGCGAUUCGGCUCUGCAGAUACAUGUGCGCUCGCAUACCGGCGAGAGACCCUACAAGUGCAACAUCUGCGGCAACCGUUUCACCACCAAGGGCAACCUCAAGGUGCAUUUCCAGCGUCACAGUGCGCGCUUCCCGCACGUGCCAAUGAGCACCGAGCUGGUGCCAGAGCACCUGGACCAGCUGCAUCCGCCGCUGCUGGCGGCCCGGGAGCCGGCCGUGUACACCAGACUGCUGCCGCGGCCGGGCAUCACCGACAACUCGUGGGAGGCGCUGAUCGAGGUGGCCCACGCCUCCGAGACCUCCAAGCUGCAGCAGCUGGUGGACACGAUCGAGAGUACGGUCACCGAGCCGAACCAGUGCGUCGUCUGCCAGCGCGUGCUCUCGUGUCGCUCGGCGCUGCAGAUGCACUACCGCACGCACACGGGCGAGCGGCCGUUCCGCUGCAGAAUCUGCGGCCGCGCCUUCACCACCAAAGGUAACCUCAAAACACACAUGGCGGUGCAUCGCUGGCGCCCGCUGCUGGUGCUGGGCUUCAGUUGUCGCUCCGAUCCCGACAAUCGCAGUGCAGAUCCCGUCAGACGGUAG
Messenger RNA from Pollicipes pollicipes, 1167 nucleotides. Its product is annotated as homeotic protein spalt-major-like. Gene Ontology annotation, molecular function: RNA polymerase II cis-regulatory region sequence-specific DNA binding; DNA-binding transcription factor activity, RNA polymerase II-specific. Gene Ontology annotation, cellular component: nucleus. The record is from RefSeq and is a predicted model, not a curated record. Lineage: Eukaryota; Metazoa; Arthropoda; Thecostraca; Pollicipedomorpha; Pollicipedidae. Gene Ontology annotation, biological process: regulation of transcription by RNA polymerase II. The transcript has 5 exons. Bases 1 to 1167 code for a protein of 388 amino acids.